AUGAACCGCAAGCCGAAGUGCCAACCUUUGUUCCUGGUUGCAGGCGCCGCGGUCGUCGCUGGGGUUAUAGGAGGCAUUUUCUACUACCUCAACAGACCGCAGAACGCAGAGGUUACUGUAGAGUCACCUGUUUCGGCGACGGACUCUCACCUUGGUGAAAAGGUGCCGACCGAAGAGGCCCCAUUAGAGAAGGCCCCGGCGGAGGCGGCGUCGGCCCCCGUGAAGAAAGUUGAAAUGAGCCGUGAAGAACUGUUGGAAGUUACGGAUGAGGUUAUCGUAGUUCAGCGGCAGCUCGCUGCUUUGAUGACCGAGACUAGCAACCAGAUUGUGAAUAAGAAACUGACUGGAAUGAAGGACGUUUACACGUAUUUGGAAGGUCGUGAGGUUGAAGAUCCAGUGGCGAAGCACGGUUUGACAAUGGAGGAGUUCGACAACAUGAUUUCGAAGUUUUCUGAUGACCCCGUAGUGAGCGAGAAAGUACUGGUGAUAAUGAAAGGGCCUGGUGUGUCAGACGCGGAAGUUACUAGUAAUGCGACGGCAAUGGACAUCCCAACUAUAUGCAGCAUUGUCCGAUCCAUGCUUGGUGCAAUGCAAGACUUAGUUAAGCAACUGCAUGUUUUGGAGAAAAUGCUGGGAUCCAGGUACAAAGGCCACACUGCCUCGUUGGCUGCACAGACUGCCCUCGCUGCCUUCCUAGAGACAGAAGUACACACGACUGCAGAGACGGUGGAGCAAGCUAUCCUCCUAAACCAAACGGAGCUCGCAGAAAACGUCGAGUUCCUUAGCUCCUAUGCAAACCUGCAAAAGCUCGUUGCGGACUUAGAUAACAGCGGAGAACACCCGUACUAG
This is a messenger RNA of Gregarina niphandrodes, 849 nucleotides long. Its product is annotated as putative transmembrane protein. The record is from RefSeq and is a predicted model, not a curated record. The coding region runs from base 1 to 849 and encodes 282 amino acids. The transcript has 3 exons. Lineage: Eukaryota; Apicomplexa; Conoidasida; Eugregarinorida; Gregarinidae.